CUUAUUCAAUGGAAGAUCGUCAAGAAGAUGCUGACCUGAACAUCGAAAGUACUGCUCAAGCGGAAAAUACUGACGUGGAUGUUGAAGAGCCUUCAUCUUCUUCGAAUCCUGCAGCGGGAAAGCCCCCACGGCAAGGUUCUCCUGUUCCUCCGAAGACGCUUUAUAAAAGUACAACCGGGAAAGGCGUUGCAUUCACUCCAGAAGAUGUCUCAAUCAGUGGAACCUCUCGAUAUGGUGGAAUUCUGGAACGAUCUCUGGGAACGAGUGAGUCCGCACAUACCUCCAUCUACCACCGCUCACAUUCACAGGCACCUCAUCAUUCAAGGGCUUCAUGGAUGAAGUAUUGGCGGCGUCACCGCCACGAGCUUGAACCUAAGGGGGAUCAACCGACUCCUCCCGUCAAUGUGGCCCCACAAAAGAAGUCACGUUACACCCGCAAAGACGACAUUUUACUCGCUAAAUAUUUCUUUGAGGCUGAAGGAGCGGAUCAUCAAGAAAGGAAGACAUCUGAUGCUAUUUUCCAAGAAUUUGCUGCAGUGGUUCGUAACCUUUCCUCACAUAAUCAGGUGUAUUGA
Messenger RNA from Acaulospora colombiana, 575 nucleotides. NCBI's taxonomy places the organism in Eukaryota, Fungi, Glomeromycota, Glomeromycetes, Diversisporales, Acaulosporaceae. The record is from the annotation of a GenBank genome assembly.